Oryzias latipes (Japanese medaka) is the source of this 3384-nucleotide messenger RNA. It is a transcript of the gene arhgef16, whose product is annotated as Rho guanine nucleotide exchange factor (GEF) 16. Gene Ontology annotation, molecular function: protein binding; guanyl-nucleotide exchange factor activity. NCBI's taxonomy places the organism in Eukaryota, Metazoa, Chordata, Actinopteri, Beloniformes, Adrianichthyidae. The record is from RefSeq and is a predicted model, not a curated record. Gene Ontology annotation, biological process: activation of GTPase activity.
UUUAAAAGUUGACAGAAGAACAAAACUGUUAAUUUUGCAUUCACACAUCACUUAACCUGAAAUUUAGUUUUCCGUGAUCAAGGCUGCUCUUCCAGGUAAACCACGUCAUGAAGACAGUUGUCAGACUUAGUGCGCAGGUGACCCGCGUGAGGCACCGACUCAAGGACUUGUUUUUUUCUUUAAUCCAAACUGCCGCUCCGCGCUGAUUGAUUGGCACUCACCUGUGGUGACGUAUGAGCGCCUGCAAUCUUAUGAGGAAGUGAGUCUGUGAAGGAGCGCAGCGCAGGAGAAGACCUGCAGCUGCUGCUGCUGCCGCCGCCGCACCGCCCCGGUGAUCUGAAGCAGAACCGCCGAACCGGGCCGAUUAGAAUUCCCAAGGAACGAGCGCCUGCUGUUUGACAGUGAUCUCAUUUUGUUUCCUUGGCGCUGAGGAGCCCGGGAGAAACAGUGAGCAUUACAAGAAGAGGAAAUUAUGUCCCAAAGUGAGUCAAACAACGGCAACCAGGCCCCUGCGCUUUUGGAGAGUCAACUUGCCACUGAGCUUCAUAUAAGUGAGCCAGGGGAUGAAUGCUUCCAAGCAGAAGCUUCUCCUACCCCCUCAGGUGAACCCGCCACCCUUGAGGAGGAUCGGGAUGACAGGAUCAUGGAGCCUCAUGAAGUGGUUUUAAGCACAGAAAGCCGUGCAGUACAGAAGAUGGGCACUCACCAGCUCAUCCCUAAAACAUUAGCCAGCCGUCCUAAAAACCGGUACCACACCACUGUGGUGACGUUCCCAGUGAGACUGGAGAAGUCAAGCGGGGACUCCAGUGGCGAGAGCCACAGCCGUCAUUCAGCCCAGGUGCCUGAUGUGCCGUGGGAGGAUUAUGACAGUGAUGGAGACGGCUUUGAUUUAAGGAGGAACCGCAGAAACCGGUCAUACAGAGCUGCAGUGACGAGCCUGGACGUUGAAGCCAUGAUGAGCGCAGAACGAGCGCCUGUCAGCACCCUGAAAUCUGUUAAUGAGGUCAGAGCAAGCAGUCCCGGUCCAUCGCACACCGUCGGACGAAAGUUUACUACGCGAACCCUUGGAAGAAAGAAGGACCAUCGGGGAUCAUUUAAAGAUGCCACACCGUGCCUCUACCAAGAGAUGCGUGAGCGCGGCCUGCACUCCACCAACCAGGACGAGCUGCUGGACGACUUUGUGGUGGUGGAGACUCCAGUGGAGGACCAGGGCAUUGUGGUGAAGAAUUACAAGCCAGCACAGCUGACCUGGAGCCAGCUGCCACAGGUGAAGAACUCAGACAUUCUUUCAAGGAUAACACCUCAAGAGAGAAAAAGACAAGAGGCUAUUUUUGAGAUCAUCUGCUCAGAGCACUCAUACCUACACAGCCUGGGCAUCCUGGUGCGUCACUUCAAGAACAGUAAAACACUGAGUAAAACGAUGGCGCCCACAGAGCACCACCACCUCUUCUCCAACAUCUCUGUAAUUCUCAAAGUCAGCCAAAGGUUUUUCGAAGACCUGGAGCGUCGUCACCAGGAGGACGUGGUGAUCCGCGACAUCAGCGAUAUCAUUCAGAACCACGCAGCGCACCACUUCGAACCUUACAUCGCGUAUUGCUCCAACGAGACGUUCCAACAGAGGACUCAUCAGAAGCUGCUGAACACUAAUUCUGCAUUCAAAGAGGCUCUGAAGCAGCUGGAAAGCAGCAGUGAAUGUGGAGGCCUUCCCAUGUUCUCCUUCCUCAUCCUACCCAUGCAGCGAGUCACCAGGCUGCCACUGCUGCUCGAUACCAUCUGUCAGAAAACUCCAGAAAACACAGCAGAGUACUUUGCAGCCGUGUGGGCCCUGCAUGCCAUGAGCAAGUUAGUGACUAGCUGCAAUGAUGGAGCUAGAAGAAUGGAGAGAACGGAGCAGAUGUACACCAUCCAGAAGCAGAUGGAUUUUGGGAAAAUCAAACCAUUCCCUCUGGUGUCCUCAUCACGAUGGCUGAAGAAGCGUGGUGAGCUGAACAUCUCUGCAGAAGAGCUCAGCAUAUGGAAAGCUUUCACAAACAGAAGCUACUACCUAUUCCUCUUCAAUGAUGUGCUCAUUGUCACCAAGAAGAAGACUGAGGAAAUCUUUGUGGUUCUGGAUUAUGCUACUCUGGAAAAUGUGGAAGUGGAGUAUGUGAUGGAAACAGAUGGACAAAUGAGUUCACCUACAAAAAGCACGCCGUUGACCUUCAAACUGCUGAUGACUAAGAACAGUGACGGGAGAUCGGAACAAAUCUCUUUAGUAGCUGAUUCCAGAGUGGAUCGGGCACGCUGGAUUAUCGCCCUCACGGAGCACAAACAGGCGAAUGCCACAUGCACAGAAGGUCUUCCACAGUAUGAGGCCACUAAAUCCUACAUCCCAAAGGAACCAGAUGAGAUUGGCCUCCGACAGGCUGAGCUUGUCCUUGUUAUGAAAAAAGAGGAAGCAUGGUGCUAUGCAGAGAGAAUGCGAGAUGGGGAAAGGGGCUGGUUUCCUGCCAGUUGUGCCACAGAGAUCACCAACCCCACUGCUAUGGAGAGUAACGUGCAACAAAUGAAACGUCUGCGCAAAGAGACCAACGUUUGACUCUUCAUGGCUGUACUUUGGUGCUGCAAUUUGCCAGGAUGAAUUUUUUUUUUUUAUUGCUCGUGUGGCCUUAGCCCUGUGACCUGUUCCUCCACUACAAUCCCAGUGGAUACACCAGAUAACUUACCAGAGAUAACAGGGUCACCUUCCACAGCAUAGCACACGCAAAUCACCAUAAUGGCUUUACUCAACUCUGAGGCCUUGGAUAAAAUGUAACCAUUAGGUUUCCGCAAACCAACAUUUGACUUUUUUGUCACUGCAAAUAACAGACAUUUUAAAAAGGUGCAAAUCUUACUUUACUUCUGCACCAGUUACAUUUUUCCAUAUCCAUGAUUUGUGAACCAAAUUUCCUUAAGCUGAGGCUCUAAUCCUAACAAGGAAGUUGAAUUAACGUUGCAGUGUCAAAUAUGUUGGAAUGUUUUUUUUAAUGCUCAUGUGAUCUAAUUACUUUCAACCAGCCUUUAUUAACACUUAAAUGUUUACCUUGGUCUAUUAAACCAAAUGCCCCAGUCUGAUGUAUUUCUUACUAAGAAUGAAAACUGGACAACCUGUAUACUUGAAAAUAAAAACCACCAUGACAAAAAAGGUUUACCUGGUUUUUGAGUUUUAUUUUAGCUUGCAUUUCGUUAAAAUGUUUGAAUACAUAAAAAGUUAUUUAAAAAUGUCAAACGGACCAGAUAUCAAAUUCCAUUUUAUUUUUAAAAACCAUUUGGUGUAAAAACUUAGGACAGAUUUAGAAAAACAUUGUCGUUUCCCCAAAACAUUUUGUAGCUGUCACAUAAAAAUAAUGGAGAACAAAAAAAAAA